Salmo salar (Atlantic salmon) is the source of this 4762-nucleotide messenger RNA. The record is from RefSeq and is a predicted model, not a curated record. Lineage: Eukaryota; Metazoa; Chordata; Actinopteri; Salmoniformes; Salmonidae.
UGGAGGGAGGGAGACAGGGAGGGAGGGAGACAGACAGAGGGAGGAAGGUUGGGAUAAGAAAAGAAGCGUGUUUAUUGUCUACUAACCUCUGUGUUGAAUAGCACUGUGUUUGGUUCCUUGUUAUUUUGACCUCGCUCUCAUCAGCCAUGUGCUUGUGCAGAAGCAUGGAACGUGUGUGUGUGGUGUGUGUGUGGUGGGCAGUUGGAGAGGGGUGGUGUAGAUACAGCAGCAGAAGGGCAUCAUUACUGUUACUGAGAGAUAGAGAGUACAGUACACAAGAGGAUGAGAGCUCAAUCAAGCAUGGUAUAUACACACACACACACACACACACACACACACACACACACACACACACACACACACACACUGGACUGUAGUGUGAGCCUAACCCCUUGCCAUCUCAAUCAGAGGACAGCGUUUGUAACUGCAGAGUGGAGAUCACUGAGGCAAGACAACCACAUCAACUAACACUGGUGACACACACACACACACACACACACACACACACACACACACACAUUAAUUUCCAUCCGCACAGACGGGGCUUGCACCAUGUUAAUGCUCAUCAGUCUCAUCACAGACGGGGCUUGCACCAUGUUAAUGCUCAUCAGUCUCAUCACAGACGGGGCUUGCACCAUGUUAAUGCUCAUCAGUCUCAUCACAGACGGGGCUUGCACCAUGUUAAUGCUCAUCAGUCUCAUCACAGACGGGGCUUGCACCAUGUUAAUGAUCAUCAGUCUCAUCACAGACGGGGCUUGCACCAUGUUAAUGCUCAUCAGUCUCAUCACAGACGGGGCUUGCACCAUGUUAAUGCUCAUCAGUCUCAUCACAGACGGGGCUUGCACCAUGUUAAUGCUCAUCAGUCUCAUCACAGACGGGGCUUGCACCAUGUUAAUGCUCAUCUGUCUCAUCACAGACGGGGCUUGCACCAUGUUAAUGCUCAUCAGUCUCAUCACAGACGGGGCUUGCACCAUGUUAAUGCUCAUCAGUCUCAUCACAGACGGGGCUUGCACCAUGUUAAUGCUCAUCAGUCUCAUCACAGACGGGGCUUGCACCAUGUUAAUGCUCAUCAGUCUCAUCACAGACUGUCCCUGUAUUUUGUGCUGAAGUAGGUGCGUGUGUUUGCCUGUAUUGUCCCAGCAUGUGGUUGAUUUGAUAUAGGAUUUUCCGUCCAUCAAUAACCCCUCAGUAGGUUAACAAACAGCGACACAUCACUCUGAAUAACAAUGGAGGCAAUGAUCCUGAUAUGAAUAUCAACACAUUAACAUUCCCUGUAGAGAUCUGCGUGUUGGAGGUGAGUCUGGGUUAUUUUGGCUGAGUGGUAAAGAUACUGCAUCUCGCCACACAUCUUAACUGUAUCAGAGUCUGACUACACAUUGAACUUUACAGGCUCCUGACAUCACACUGUCUCUGGUCCCACAGGCUCCCACAGGCUCCCACAUCACACUGUCUCUGCUCCCACAGGCUCCCACAUCACACUGUCUCUGCUCCCACAGGCUCCCACAGGCUCCCACAUCACACUGUCUCUGCUCCCACAGGCUCCCACAGGCUCCCACAUCACACUGUCUCUGCUCCCACAGGCUCCCACAUCACACUGUCUCUGCUCCCACAGGCUCCCACAGUCUCCCACAUCACACUGUCUCUGGUCCCACAGGUUCCCGCAUCACACUGUCUCUGGUCCCACAGGUUCCCACAUCACACUGUCUCUGCUCCCACAGGCUCCCACAUCCCACUGUCUCUGGUCCCACAGGCUCCCACAUCACACUGUCUCUGGUCCCACAGGCUCCCACAGGCUCCCACAUCACACUGUCUCUGGUCCCACAGGUUCCCACAUCACACUGUCUCUGGUCCCACAGGCUCCCACAGGCUCCCACAUCACACAGUCUCUCGUCCCACAGACUCCCACAUCCCACUGUCUCUGGUCCCACAGGCUCCCACAUCACACUGUCUCUGGUCCCACAGGCUCCCACAGGCUCCCACAUCACACUGUCUCUUGUCCCACAGGCUCCCACAUCACACUGUCUCUGGUCCCACAGGCUCCCACAGGCUCCCACAUCACACUGUCUCUGGUCCCACAGGCUCCCACAUCACACUGUCUCUUGUCCCACAGGCUCCCACAUCACACUGUCUCUGGUCCCACAGGCUCCCACAGGCUCCCACAUCACACUGUCUCUGGUCCCACAGGCUCCCACAUCACACUGUCUCUUGUCCCACAGGCUCCCACAGGCUCCCACAUCACACUGUCUCUGGUCCCACAGGCUCCCACAGGCUCCCACAUCACACUGUCUCUGGUCCCACAGGCUCCCACAUUACACUGUCUCUGGUCCCACAGGCUCCCACAGGCUCCCACAUCACACUGUCUCUGGUCCCACAGGCUCCCACAUCACACUGUCUCUUGUCCCACAGGCUCCCACAUCACACUGUCUCUGGUCCCACAGGCUCCCACAGGCUCCCACAUCACACUGUCUCUGGUCCCACAGGCUCCCACAUCACACUGUCUCUUGUCCCACAGGCUCCCACAUCACACUGUCUCUGGUCCCACAGGCUCCCACAGGCUCCCACAUCACACUGUCUCUGGUCCCACAGGCUCCCACAUCACACUGUCUCUUGUCCCACAGGCUCCCACAGGCUCCCACAUCACACUGUCUCUGGUCCCACAGGCUCCCACAGGCUCCCACAUCACACUGUCUCUGGUCCCACAGGCUCCCACAGGCUCCCACAUCACACUGUCUCUGGUCCCACAGGCUCCCACAUCACACUGUCUCUUGUCCCACAGGCUCCCACAUCACACUGUCUCUGGUCCCACAGGCUCCCACAUCACACUGUUUCUGGUCCCACAGGCUCCCACAUCACACUGUCUCUGGUCCCACAGGCUCCCACAUCACACUGUCUCUGGUCCCACAGGCUCCCACAGGCUCCCACAUCACACUGUCUCUGGUCCCACAGGCUCCCACAUCACACUGUCUCUGGUCCCACAGGCUCCCACAGGCUCCCACAUCACACUGUCUCUGGUCCCACAGGCUCCCACAUCACACUGUCUCUGGUCCCACAGGCUCCCACAGGCUCCCACAUCACACUGUCUCUGGUCCCACAGGUUCAUGCAUCCCACAUCACACACUGAUGUUAUCAGGUGCUAGACUAGCAUGAUAUGGCUGUAUAAUAGUGAUCAGAAUACUGAUACUAGCUCUGUCAGACUGGUGGAGUAUGGAGCUUUGAGGACCCCCCAGGCGAGGGUUUAAAUAGUGUCCUCUCUCUCUCCUCCUGUCUGAAUGCCAUUCACCUUCUGCAGUACACACUGACUGUGUAUGCUACUUCAUGUUCCUUUCAGAUCCUACUUCAUGUUCCUUUCAGAUCCUACUUCAUGUUCCUUUCAGAUCCUACUUCAUGUUCCUUUCAGAUUCUACUUCAUGUUCCUUUCAGAUGCUGCUUCAUGUUCCUUUCAGAUGCUACUUCAUGUUCCUUUCAGAUCCUACUUCAUGUUCCUUUCAGAUGCUGCUUCAUGUUCCUUUCAGAUCCUACUUCAUGUUCCUUUCAGAUGCUGCUUCAUGUUUCUUUCAGAUGCUGCUUCAUGUUCCUUUCAGAUCCUACUUCAUGUUCCUUUCAGAUGCUGCUUCAUGUUCCUUUCAGAUGCUGCUUCAUGUUUCUUUCAGAUGCUGCUUCAUGUUCCUUUCAGAUCCUACUUCAUGUUCCUUUCAGAUGCUGCUUCAUGUUCCUUUCAGAUGCUGCUUCAUAUUCCUUUCAGAUGCUGCUUCAUGUUCCUUUCAGGUGUUACUUCAUGUUCCUUUCAGAUGCUGCUUCAUGUUCCUUUCAGAUUCUACUUCAUGUUCCUUUCAGAUCCUACUUCAUGUUCCUUUCAGAUCCUACUUCAUGUUCCUUUCAGAUGCUGCUUCAUGUUCCUUUCAAAUGCUGCUUCAUGUUCCUUUCAGAUGCUGCUUCAUGUUCCUUUCAGAUGCUGCUUCAUGUUCCUUUCAGAUGCUGCUUCAUGUUCCUUUCAGAUGCUGCUUCAUGUUCCUUUCAGGUGUUACUUCAUGUUCCUUUCAGAUGCUGCUUCAUGUUCCUUUCAGAUGCUGCUUCAUGUUCCUUUCAGAUGCUGCUUCAUGUUCCUUUCAGAUGCUGCUUCAUGUUCCUUUCAGAUGCUGCUUCAUGUUCCUUUCAGAUGCUGCUUCAUGUUCCUUUCAGAUUCUACUUCAUGUUCCUUUCAGAUCCUACUUCAUGUUCCUUUCAGAUGCUGCUUCAUGUUCCUUUCAGGUGUUACUUCAUGUUCCUUUCAGAUGCUGCUUCAUGUUCCUUUCAGAUGCUGCUUCAUGUUCCUUUCAGAUGCUGCUUCAUGUUCCUUUCAGAUGCUGCUUCAUGUUCCUUUCAGAUGCUGCUUCAUGUUCCUUUCAGAUGCUGCUUCAUGUUCCUUUCAGGUGUUACUUCAUGUUCCUUUCAGAUUCUACUUCAUGUUGAUACCUGAAGUGCCACUGCAGUGUCUCAGCAAGGUGACAGUUAGCUUGGAUACAGAGUUUAUUCCUGACAGUCACUCUAUUUGGUUUCUCUUAUGUUCUGUUCUGUUCUCUCUGUCUGUGGUUCUAAUGUUCUGUUCUCUCUGUCUGUGGUUCUAAUGUUCUGUUCUUUGUGGUUCUAGGAAUGGACUAAGUUUUCAUGUUCUGUUCUCUCUGUCUGUGGUUCUAGGGAUGGACUAAGUUUUCAUGUUCUGUUCUCUCUGUCUGUGGUUCUAGGGAUGGACUAAGUUUUCAUGUUCUGUUCUCUCUGUCUGUGG